CACCUUCGUGGGUAUAUAUAAUGUGUGGUCGUGUGUUAGUUACUGUGGUAAAAUUGACUUAAAUAGCGAUGGCGUAGUUUAUUUGCAAUUGUUGAGACGUGGUGAUUUUUGAAUAGUUGAUGAAUUGUAAUGCUAAUUUUAUACUGAGUAUGUCGAUCGGAAUUUUAUGUUCAUUGAAUCGUUUUCUACAGGGCUUGGAAGUUGUUUGAUAGCAAUAGCUGUUUUAAAAGUGAUAUCGUUGUGAGCAAUUUAUUUUUUAUGGAUAUUUGCUUAGAACUAAUUGUUAUACAACAAUAAAUUAACAUUGAAGGAAAAAGAAGCGCUUUACAAGUUUCUUUCUUCAGGAACUAUAUACAAGUAUACGGAAAUAUUUGUAUUCAAUCUUCGCAUGAAUUGAAUACCAUAUCUGUUAGCAACUCUAUUAUGACGUUUGCUGAAACUGUGAACUACAAUUGGACUUCACUUGACCGUAAGCAAGAACAACUGGGAUCUUGAAUCAAAACAAGCAAUCAAUAUUAAAAUUAAGCGAAGCGCUGCUGUUUCGAGUAAGUUUGUAUGUUUGUUGGAGAUUUGUGUGUUAACGCCGAACAUUACAGAAGCCAUGUCCGAAUGUACCUACAGAAGUGUAUCGUGCGUCUGUGGGAGUUCUUUGUCGGGUCGCCCGCUCGGGAGCGACGCUUCCUCGCAGGUGGACACCAGAAGAUCUUCGAUGUCAUCAAGUAUAACUGUAGGAAGUAUGAAGAAAUCAAACAAUUUUCAAACGUCACUUUUGACUGGAACUCGCGAUGUUGUCUGCAAAACCGCCGCGGAUUAUAGGGCGAAUAAAAUGAAUAGAAACGAGCAGUCGAAACUUGAAACUGUCCAAAAUCUUGUUUCAAGGGAGAAAGAUAUAUCACAGCGGAGGUUCCAGUUAAAUGAAAAGUCUAUGCGUGUAAAAAGUGCGAGGCUAUUAGAUAGGAUGAACGCCAUAAAACGUUCGUCCAGGACACAGAUUCGACCGGCAACAUGUACUCUUGAGACCAGAAGGCCUUCACCCGGUCUAGCUCUCACGCGCCCGUCUUCUUACCCAGACACCAAGAUGGCGUCCGACCGAAGGAGAACUGCCAGCAGCAACACGUGCGCCAUAUGCGAGAGUAUUCAACAGAUCAUCGACACGUACGAGAAAGAAGGCACGAGAAAGCGGACCGGAUGUGCGCGGAACAGAGAUGUCGAUAGCGUCCAUUAUACCUGCAUGUUUUCAGAAGCGCAGGUGAAAUCUUUUAUUGAUGUUUUGGAAACCCAGUGUCUGGACGAUUGUCCGAAUUUGACGAAAAAACUUCGAGAUUCUAUCGACCAUGCAAGACUUUCGCAACAUAUGGCGGCAGGGGCAUCACGGGAAAAGAUGUAUGUCAAUAACCACCUCAAUCACAGAACGGUGGAAUCUAGGGUGAGACAGUUCUGCACGGAAGUGGACAUGUACAAGAAAGAGGGACGCUGCGUCCCGAAGGAAAUUCAGGACGCGGUGGAAAAAGCUCGUCUGCAGAACGCUUGCACGAGCAAGCAGACGUCAAAAGACUCGAAAAUAGUUCGUGAAGCCAAAGCGCUGUUCAAUAUAAAGAAUUAAUGUUUUGAAAUGUGUUCAUAUCUUGAGCAAGAAAGGUAUACAUAAUAUAUAUUUACAUAUUUUGGGACACUAGUACAAUUUAAUAAAUGUAUUUAUGUUUUAAAUAUGUGUUA
Messenger RNA from Dreissena polymorpha, 1716 nucleotides. RefSeq lists its product as uncharacterized. The coding region runs from base 602 to 1603 and encodes 333 amino acids. The record is from RefSeq and is a predicted model, not a curated record. NCBI's taxonomy places the organism in Eukaryota, Metazoa, Mollusca, Bivalvia, Myida, Dreissenidae. The transcript has a single exon.